Cydia amplana is the source of this 642-nucleotide messenger RNA. It is a transcript of the gene RpL18, whose product is annotated as large ribosomal subunit protein eL18. The transcript is spliced from 4 exons. Gene Ontology annotation, cellular component: ribosome; cytosolic large ribosomal subunit. Gene Ontology annotation, biological process: translation. Lineage: Eukaryota; Metazoa; Arthropoda; Insecta; Lepidoptera; Tortricidae. Gene Ontology annotation, molecular function: structural constituent of ribosome; RNA binding. The record is from RefSeq and is a predicted model, not a curated record. Bases 69 to 620 code for a protein of 183 amino acids.
UUAAAACUGUAACUGUCAAAGUUUGUUAUUGUCUAUGUCUAUAGUCUCUUUUUCAUCCGGUUGUCAAGAUGGGUAUCGACAUCAACCAUAAACAUGACAGGAAGGUGCGACGCACCGAAGUUAAAUCUCAGGAUGUGUACCUGAGGCUGUUGGUCAAACUGUACCGCUACUUGGCGAGACGUACCGAUGCCAAGUUCAACCAGAUUAUCCUACGGCGUUUAUUCAUGAGCCGUAUCAACAGGCCGCCGAUCUCCCUGUCCCGCCUGGCGCGUCACAUGAAGAAGCCCACUCGCGAGGGUCUGAUCGCCGUCGUGGUCGGUUCCAUCACCAACGACGUGAGGCUGUACAAUGUGCCCAAGCUCACGGUGGCCGCUCUCCACGUCACGGAGAAGGCUCGUGCCCGCAUCUUGGCUGCUGGAGGAGAGAUCCUGACGUUCGACCAGCUGGCGCUGCGCGCGCCCACGGGCCGCAAGACGGUGCUGAUCCAGGGCCGGCGCAACGCGCGCGAGGCCGUGCGCCACUUCGGGCCGGCGCCGGGCGCGCCGCGCUCGCACACCAAGCCCUACGUGCGCUCCGCCGGCCACGAGCGCGCCCGGCCCAGCCGCCGCUCCAAUGUUUAAUUAAUAUAGGGAGAACAGCUUA